CGUAAAAAAUAAAGAAUUCUAAAAAUCUAAUGUUUUCGUAGCGUCUUUCGUGUUAGAAACUACACCCACUGUAAUGGAAUGGGACUUGAAAUCUUUCGAACUGAUUAAAAAGAUUAAUGAUGUUCAAGCUAGGCUUUUUGUUUCGGAACUGGCCGUAGUAAUCAAAGAUGCGUACCCUAUUGCAGCCUUUCAUUUUUUGGUUUUGCCAUGGAAAGACAUAGAUUCUGUGUACGAUUUAACGAUCGGCGAUAUUUCAUUGUUGCAGCAUAUGGAAGAACUUGGCUGGAAAGCAGUAGCUUCUACGGGAUUACCAAAAGAAAGUUUCGAUGUUGGAUACCAUAUGCAACCGUCUCAACGACGGCUCCAUUUGCACUUGGUGUCGAAGGAUUAUAAUUCCCCAUUCCUGAAGGAUCCUUUUCGCUGGAAUGCAUUUCACACUGAUUUUUUUAUAAAACUCGACCAUAUCUUACAGACCCUACACAUGAAUGGCCAAAUGAAAAAACCCUCCCACGAACAUACUUACUCGCUACUAGUGACUCCUCUACGUUGCAAUCAAUGUUCCCAUGCUCCAAAAACCUUCCUAAAACUAAAGGCGCAUUUGAAACAACAUGCUGAAGAGAAAAACUGCAACACCUAAUAGGGUGCCAGCGUUGAACUGCUUACAAUACUAAAACUAAAACUAAACAAAAAAACUAAAUUAUUUCUGAAACGUCGCUGUAUCCGAAUAACAUUCGGAAAUUUUAGACGCUAGACUUUCCUAAUCCUAAUCUUAUUUCUGUAGGCGAUGCAUU
Messenger RNA from Anopheles cruzii, 791 nucleotides. RefSeq names its product aprataxin (gene Aptx). Gene Ontology annotation, biological process: double-strand break repair; single strand break repair. Gene Ontology annotation, cellular component: nucleus. NCBI's taxonomy places the organism in Eukaryota, Metazoa, Arthropoda, Insecta, Diptera, Culicidae. Gene Ontology annotation, molecular function: mismatched DNA binding; double-stranded RNA binding; single-stranded DNA binding. Bases 74 to 637 code for a protein of 187 amino acids. The transcript has 3 exons. The record is from RefSeq and is a predicted model, not a curated record.